Molecule: messenger RNA, 2790 nt
Organism: Cladophialophora psammophila CBS 110553
Lineage: Eukaryota; Fungi; Ascomycota; Eurotiomycetes; Chaetothyriales; Herpotrichiellaceae
Exons: 1
Coding region: 1-2790 (929 amino acids)
Source: RefSeq, a predicted model, not a curated record
AUGGUAGGUGGAGAAGUCGCCGCCGCAGGCGCCGGGGUUGCAGAGGCGGCGAUGAUGAGCGGAGGUUUGGCAGCAGCGGAUGCCGAAGUGCUCGGUCAGACAGCCGGCAGAUUCGCCUCAUCAUCAGGGUCAACGGAGUUCUUUUCGGCCCUGGGAAGCACCGCUUCGGAUUCUUCCGCACUUCGAAGCCUCGCUGGGUCAGAGGCAUCAGGGCUCGAAGAGUUGAAUCCUAUAUUAUCUUCGAGGAGAAGGCCGCAGUCGCUGGGUCCAUCCUACUCAGGCAGGCCGCCGUGGGAAGGACCAGGCUUCAGAAAUCACCCUGCGUCAGAAGGCGGGGCAUACCAAAACUGGGAUAUCCCAGGGCAAGGAGCGGGCGCAGAGGGCGCAGAGAUAUCAAGACACUACUCGACAUCGACAGAAUCAGAAUGGGUCCGCGAGCAGGUCAAAGGAAAACAAACUGCUGCCGAUUGGUACACCUCUAGUGGGGAACAAUCAUCAACAGGAGCGGUAAGAGGAUCCGUAUCGGAAAGUUCAGAAAUUUCGGCAGAAUCGAUAUCAAAAGGGUGGUCGACAGAAGCGGCAGAUGGAUCGCAAUCACAUGCUUGGACUGAAUCUUUUGACGAAGUCAGGACGCCGUCGCAAAUAUCCUCGACAGGCGCGGUGAGAGGCUCGCAACCGAGACCUCUAUCAGACUCGAUGAGCCUCUCCUCAGAGGAGUCGACGGGCAGCGUUGUGCAUCACACCCCCCCAAACGACCCCGGAUCGAUGGAAGCGAUAGAUGGAUCAGCGGAAGCGCUAUCAAUAUCAGAAACGGAUUCGGUGGCUGAAUUGUCGACGGUGGCGAACGACGGGUCACGAGAACAAUAUCUGGAAGGACUGCAAGAAGGAAACUUGGGAUCGUCAAUGGAAGCGAUAGAUGGAUCGGGAGAACAGUUCCUGGAAGAAAUGGAAGGAUUGACAAGAGAGGGAGGGGUAGGCAUGUCGGAAGACUGGGCAGGAGCAUCAAUGGAAGCGAUAGAUGGAUCGAGAUUCGGAUCGAAGGCAGAAGGGGUGGAGGGAGAGGUAAUGGAAGCGAUCGAAGGCGAGGUCAUCUACGACGGGCACUCGCUCCCGCCAGACUCGCCCGUCCCCCAUCACCGCCCGCGACUAGGAGAACCGUCGACAGACUCGCUUGCCUUAGGGGAGUCAAUGGAGCCCGUCCCAGGGGAGGCAAUGGAGUCAACAGCCGGUGCAGCUCGCCGCCCACAGCCGGGAAGAGAACUGUCGGCACACUCGCACGCGCCAGGGGAGUCAAUGGAGUCAACAGGAACUGUAGUCCGCCACCCGCGACCCGGAGCAGAAGCGGCAGCGGGAGGAGCACCAGAGGCAGCAGCAGGACCGAAGAAGGUGAACGAGUGGCAAGACAUAUGGACCGCAGACGAGAUCUUGAAAUUCCCUCGGGAAACGAGAUUCAACAUACUCAAGGGCGACGGGAAGACAACCCCGAUUUUUUGGAGGCCAGGACUGAAAGCGGACGUGAAGACAUAUUCAAGCUGGGGAAAGGCAGUGCGGAAUUUUGUCAAAAAGGAGGGAGCCUUUACCGGCGAGGAAGCCUGCAUCCUCUUUUACAGAAAGCCAGGGCAACUGACCGGCCGAGAAUUUGUGGAAAUGGUCGGCAAGUCGAUUUCUCCCAAACAGAAUGCAAAGCUCUACGCCAUGUCGGGAGAAGAGUUUGCGAAGCUAACCGCGCCGCAACUUCAAAAGUUGCUGCCGCGGCUUUCGAGAUACAACGCGGCAAAGGCCGCUUUUGCGUUUGUUGCCUAUGGCUUGAUUGCAGCAGGAUAUACCUGGGGAAACGUAAGAGGAUUCAUUGGCGCAGAGAAAAUGAAGCCGAUAUACAAGGAUGUGUACAAGCGCUCAGAGAGCGAGCCAGCCUCGCCCGCGGCGAUACAAGCACGUAUACCGCAGGCAAGACUCGUCGUUACCGAAGGGCUGACAUGGGCAUAUACUGACCCGCUCCCGGCGCUGGGCAUCUAUACGGCAAACGACACCACCUCGCAGAUAUUUGACGGGGAUUAUAUCACGGUGCCCAUGUCUACAGGCCCCGAAUACACACUCACCUUUCCGCCCGAAGUCCAGCGGAUACAUCUUACCAACGCCGGCCCCCGGCCAAUCUGUGUAGCGGGCGCCAACAUCACCAGCUUUGACGGUGACUGGAUGAGCUUAAGUGGCAACCUGGGGGCGCAUUUCAAUGUUGACCACUAUGAGACGGGUCAGCAAGUCAUGAACGGGUCGACAUCAUGCGUCUGGAUCGACAACAGCCCAGAGGGCAUUGGCAUCCCUGGGAUAACUUUUCAGUUGGUCCCAGAUAUUGAUGCUCCUCUGGGGGACAACGGUACGGACCUCUUCAUGUGGCCUUCAUUGAAUGACACCUACCGGGCAGAUACGGCGAGCAGCAAGGGGCCUUUCAACUUCAGUGGGCACUUGGUCAAAAGCCAGCUUGGCAGGUCGAGUGCAAAGCGACUGUGUGAAAAUCAGUUCACCAAAGGCCCACAUUUCGUGAGCCUGGACGAGAAGCUGUAUUGUGAUAUGGAGACGCGACAGGUCUACCCGACCUGUGGUAGUGCGGCUGAGGAUGUGGUUUGCUUUGAUGUCAAAAGGGAUGAGCUUGUCGAGCCAGAUGGGGGCAACAGGGGGGAGUCCGAGGUUAAGACUGAAGGGGCCUACGGCUCUUUUUCCAAGCGGCGGCUGAAGAUAACGAAGAACGUUAAGGUGCUUAAGAGCUUCAAGCACGUCCAUGUGUGGGAGUAA